GAGAGAGAGAAAGGGGAUGAGAGAUAGAGAUAGAGGGAGAGAGCGAGAGAGAGACAGAGUGUAUGAGAGAGAGAGAGAGUGUGAGGGUAAAAGAAGGAGGUAGACAUCGGAGUAGAGAAAGAGAGAGGUGUUAGAAAGACAGAGAGAGUGAGAGACAGUUGAGGGGAAGCGUAGGGAGGAGGAAGAGAGAAAAAAGAAAGGAAGGAAAAGGAGAGAAGGGGGCUAAAGGAAGACAGGAUGGCAGAGCCAGAGCUGAAAUCACAGAGCAGCCUGGAGAGCUUGAAGAAGGCAGCCGAGGGCCAGGAGAAGAUGGAGGCUGAGGCGGUUCCCGACAACCCAGACAAGCCUCCUUCACCGGACAAGCAUCCAUCCAAGCCUCCGUCCCAAUCCACCAUUACCAACACAGGCACCGUGGCACCCACCACCCCUACUGCAGAUGCCUCCUCCCCAGCCAAGGCAGCAGGCGGCAAGAUCGAGCUGAAGCGCAGCAUCACGCUCUUCAAUGGCGUGGGCAUGAUCAUCGGCACCAUCAUCGGCUCGGGCAUCUUCAUCACGCCCACAGGGGUGGUAAAGGAGGCUGGCUCGGCCGGUCUGUCACUGGUGGUGUGGGCCGUGUGCGGUGUGGUGUCCACCAUGGGCGCCCUGUGCUACGCCGAGCUGGGCACCACCAUCACCAAGUCGGGUGGAGACUACACCUACAUCCUGGAGGUGUACGGCGAGCUGGCCGCCUUCCUCAAGCUGUGGGUGGAGAUGCUGAUCAUCAGGCCAUCCUCCCAGUACGUGGUGUCGCUGGUGUUCGCCACCUACCUGCUCAAGCCCCUCUACCCAAACUGCAGUGUGCCCGACAGCGCCGCCAAGCUCAUCGCUUGCCUCUGCCUCACAUCAUUGACCUUUGUGAACUGCAUCAGCGUGCGGGCUGCCACCAAGGUCCAGGACUUGUUCACUGCGUCAAAGCUCCUGGCCCUGAUCAUAAUCAUCAUUUUCGGUUUCAUUCAGAUCGGUACAGGUGAUGUGCCAUACCUGACACCAGAACUGGCGUUUGAAGGCAGCAAAUGGGGAGUCGACAACAUUGUGUUGGCUCUAUACAGUGGACUCUUUGCUUUUGGUGGCUGGAAUUACCUGAAUUACGUGACAGAGGAAAUGAUCAAUCCAGAGAGAAACCUGCCACUGUCCAUCAUUAUCUCCAUGCCCAUUGUGACUGUGGUGUACGUACUGACCAAUCUGGCCUACUUCACCACUAUCCCCCCGAGUGUGAUGGUCGAGUCCGAGGCAGUAGCUGUGAUCUUUGGGGAGUACCAUCUUGGUGUGAUGUCCUGGCUCAUCCCUGUCUUUGUGGGGCUGUCCUGCUUCGGAGCGGUCAACGGAAGCCUGUUCACCUCGGCACGGCUGUUUUAUGCUGGCGCUCGAGAGGGUCAGCUCCCUGCUGCACUGGGAUUGGUCCACACUGACCUCUUCACUCCAGUGCCCUCCCUCAUUUUCACGUGUUUCCUGUCCAUGCUGUAUGCCUUGUCCAAGGACAUCUUCUCGGUCAUCAACCUGUUCAGCUUCUUCACCUGGCUGUGUGUGGGCAUGGCCAUUGCCGGCUUGCUGUGGCUCCGCUGGACCAAGCCAGAGCUCAGGAGACCCAUCAAGAUUUGGUUGGUGGUCCCUGUGGUGUUUGUGCUGGGCUGUGUCUUUAUGAUCGUGGUGUCCUUCUGGGCAGCUCCCUUUGAGUGCCUGAUAGGCAGCGGGAUCAUCCUCACUGGUAUCCCCGCCUAUCUCCUGGGGUACAAGUGGAAGAAGCCCCACGUUGUAAAGAAGAUCCUAGAGAUCUUUACUCUGUUCUGCCAGAAGAUUUUUAUGUCUGUUCCAGAAGAGCGGGAAGAGAAGGAAUCAGUCGAAGUAGCUGAAGAAGUCGAAACAACAAAGGACGACUGAGUCAAUCUAUUAGUUGGAACAUUACAUGUUUACACUCAUUAUUGCUUUUGUGACAGAGUUGCAUGACUCUUGGUAACAUAGGGUUUAUACAUAUAGGGUUUAUAUGUAUGCUUCAGUGUACAUAUUUUGUAUUUUACAUGCAUUGUCAUACUGUGUCAUCCCUUUGUACUCUCUCCAGUAAUUCAAUUCCAGUUAUUCCACUUUCCAGUCGUAUAGAGUACAUCAAACAUCCUCACAUUUUAUCUUACCUAACCUUUUUGUAUUUGAUUUUUUUAACCUAUUUUGUUCUUCAGUAUUCAAUAGACCUGGAUUAAGCUAACAAAAAGAGGAGUCAGGAAACAGACAAAAGAGUCAUAUUUUCAUCAAGUUUUGGUAUGCUCCUCAGAAAUCAUCCAAAUCUAGAUAACUACACUACCGGUCAAAAGUUUUAGAACACCUACUCAUUCAAGGGAUUUUCUUUGUUUUUACUAUUUUCUACAUUGUAUAAUAAUAGUGAAGACAUCAAAACUAUGAAAUAACAUGGAAUCCCAUAGUAACCAAAAAAGUGUUAAACAAAUCAAAAUAUAUUUUAUAUUUGAGAUUCUUCAAAUAGCCACCCUUUGCAAUGAUAAAAGCUUUGCAAAACGAUUGGCAUUCUCUCAACCAGCUUUCCCAACAGUCUUGAAGGAGUUCCCACAUAUGCUGAGCACUUGUUGGCUUCUUUUCCUUCACUCUGCGGUCCAACUCAUCCCAAACCAUCUCAAUUUGGUUGAAGUCGGGGGAUUGUGAUGUUCAGGUCAUCUGAUGCAGCACUCCAUCACUCUCCUUCUUGGUAAAAUAGCCAUUAAACAACCUAGAGGUGUGUUGGGUAAUUGUCCUGUUGAAAAAGAAAUGAUAGUCCCACUAAGCCCAAACCAGAUGGGAUGGCGUAUCGUUGCAGAAUGCUGUGGUAGCCAUGCUAGUUUAGUGUGAAUUCGAAAUAAAUCACAGACAGUGUCACCAGCAAAGCACCCCCACACCAUAACACCUCCUCCUCCAUGCUUUAUGGUGGGAAAUACACACAUAAUCUCAAAAAUCAUCUCAAUCUCAAAAAUAACAUUUAUUUUUGAUUUGUUAAACGCUUUUUUGGUUACUACAUGUUUCCUUGGUGUUAUUUCAUAGUUUUGAUGUCUUCACUCUUAAAAUACAAUGUAGAAAAUAGUAAAACAUUAAGAAUAACACUUGAAUGAGUAUGUGUUCUAAAACUUUUGUAGUAGUGUAUAUAUUUAACUUUUGAUUUAAAUGAUUUAUUAACCCCACUUUAACUGAAGGUAUGUAUUUAACUCAGUGUAUUUGAAUGAACUAUCUAGUGCUCACUUAAUGUGAUUGAACAAUGGCCAUCCAUCUAUGAGAAACACAUCAAUUGAUUCAGGUAACUCAUUCAGUACAUUCUGUCCCUUAAUUUUGGAGUGUAAUGUCCUUUAUGUAAUGUUAACAUGAUUUAUUUGUGCACUGUAUUGCUACAACCAGUUUAAAAUUCGAUGUUUGGAACACAUAGUAAUUUCCCAUAAUCAAAUUCACUUUGAAACAUUUUCAAAUUGAAUCGACAGAGCACUAUUUGAAGCACAUUAGUGGAUUUCUUCCGUGUUGUAUUCUGAUGUGUUGCCUUAAGGUUAUUGUUACACAGGUCAGUUGCUUGUAUUGAUACUCAAUGCCCUGUUACUUCUCAGUUCCUAUGUCAAACCAUGCCUUCAUGAUAUUGUUGUAAGCAUUGUUUUAUGUUAUUCGAUACAAGCAGUUGUGAAUAUGGCAUCAAGCCAGUCAACCAACUUCUUGUGUCUCAACUUUCUACCAUACAUUUUUAACCAUUGUAUUCGGUGAAGACAUUUGUAUCAAUGUUUUGUAUUGUUUGUACUCAUCAGAUACCAUGCCAGAUGUCUGAUGUCCACAUUGAGCUAGCAUGACUAUUUCGCAACUGAUGUAUAUCUUUGUCAUGUCAGUCCAGAAUUAAUGUUGUGAGCAUCGUAAGUGGAUAUUGGAGGGUCUUUUCUCUUUUGAAGGAGCGAUUGCUGUAAGCGCAGAUCUAAGACCAGCUGUCCCUACCCCAGUCCAAACCUUGUCUCACCCCAAGCCAGACCAGUUCAAGCCAAAAGACACAAACAAACUAAAAAAACGAAGUGAAAUUCUGGAGGGCCUUCAGCACAAAAUAUUAGCACAAACAUGUACAUGUUACUGAAUUAUGGAUACGAUGAAGUAUAGAAUGUUAACUGCUCCUAUUAUUAUAAAAUAUCAUUUCCCCCCAUUUGAUUAUUGAGUGGCUUGGAAAGUAGGAGCAAUAGGUCAAGAGCACAGUAAGUCACUGGAGUUACAGGAAGUAUAAACUGUGAAGAAGCUCGACAGGCACAGAGGGAAUAGAGUUUACAGGAAAAUAAUUAACGAAUCGGACCAGGAAGAGUUUACAGAAAGAGUCAAUAAUGAAGUAUAAGGAAUAGGGAAGUUUAAAUAGAUUACUGAUAUAUCUGUGUCUUGUCAGAGUAUAUUCAUGAUUGGUGGCAUGAGGGAGAAACUCUUGGGGCACCUUCCAAAAUUUUGUGGCCUAAAAUGUAUCGCACAACACAGUUCAGGUGUGUACAAAGUCUUGCGUAUUAUGUACUAUAAAGUCUUUAAUUGUAUUUAAUGUCAUGGUAAAAUACUUAUUUGUUAUUUGAAUUGGAAGAAACAAUUGUAUCGCUGUCAGCUAUUGUAACUUAUAUGUCAGUGACCAUAGCGGGUACAUCUACCAUUAAACUAUUUUUGUUCAAA
Molecule: messenger RNA, 4677 nt
Organism: Oncorhynchus nerka (sockeye salmon)
Lineage: Eukaryota; Metazoa; Chordata; Actinopteri; Salmoniformes; Salmonidae
Product: large neutral amino acids transporter small subunit 1-like
Exons: 12
Coding region: 238-1917 (559 amino acids)
Biological process (GO): neutral amino acid transport; amino acid transmembrane transport
Cellular component (GO): membrane
Molecular function (GO): L-amino acid transmembrane transporter activity; neutral L-amino acid transmembrane transporter activity
Source: RefSeq, a predicted model, not a curated record